AUGGACACCUUCUCCACCGACGCGUACGGGAAGCAAAGUGAUGCGUAUGCCAAUUUAUCGGGUUUGGCGUUACUGGCAUUUGACUACCUUAUCACUUUGGACGAAGAGGUUACUUGGGUAUGGGGAAAGAAAUGGGACAUCAGUCGCUGUGUCUUUACUUUGGCUCGUUAUGUGCCAUUCUCAGGACUAGUUCUAACGGUAUGGGCCGCUUUGAGAGCAGCUGCCCUUCAGCCGUGCAAUGCAACCCAGAAUGGCACUGCAUGUAAUCAGCAUAAUUUCUGCCGAAGUCUCAUUGUUUGGUUAUGCGCCAUUGAUCUGUCAGGGCUUGUCUUCAUGCGUCUAUGGGCAUUUUGGGGAUGUAAUCGGUUACUGCUUGUUUCAAUGUUAACAGCGGCCAUCGUUUUCUCGGCCACUGCUGUUUAUUUGACGUAUUCUUACAACAACGUUUUUCCACGAGAGGAUCUGUGGCCCAACAUUUGCAACUUCACAGACAGCAAAUCAUCCGCUAUUGAGUACGGCUUUCUUGCUGCUUACGAAAUUAUUCUUUUGGUUCUCAUUCUUUAUCGCUGGUUCCGCCAUUUUCGUGCGACCAAUUCGAGAAUAGCUUACAUAUUAUACCGCGACACUACCAUUUAUCUGGCCUUCAUGAUAAAAUUACAACGCAUAGCGUCUAGCGGCAUCCCUCGCAAACAUUGCCAACAAGGUCAUCAGUGUGAAUCUCAGUUUACAAAUCACCAUACACAGUAUCAUCUCCGCGCGGAUCUUCUUUCACCUGAGAAGAGCGAGCGCUGCUGA
Molecule: messenger RNA, 795 nt
Organism: Coniophora puteana RWD-64-598 SS2
Lineage: Eukaryota; Fungi; Basidiomycota; Agaricomycetes; Boletales; Coniophoraceae
Exons: 14
Coding region: 1-795 (264 amino acids)
Source: RefSeq, a predicted model, not a curated record